UUAAUGACACGCUUGUGCAACGUUGUAGUCUAAUAGUUAUUUACUCUUUUUUGGAAUUGCUGCCAAUGCUCUCACAAAAUUUAUAACGAAAAAUUUCCCGUUGUCAAAUUGAAAUAUUUUUGUAACACUUUUAUGAAAAAUAUGGAUUCUGUGGGACAAACUGAUGGCAAUGCAGAUGAUUUAAUCAUACAACAACAGCGGGAAAUUGAAAGAGAGAUCUCGGAUACAACUCCCAUGGUCAGUGAAGAGUUACCGUUAGCAUGUUUAAUUGCUGAAUAUGAAGGAAAUCCCGUGUUCACGGCCAAGAUAGAGAACCUAGCUGGAAAAUAUAAAUAUCUGCGACGCACACGACCCGAUGGCAAUUGUUUCUUUCGAUCUUUUGCUUAUUCAUAUCUCGAGCACUUGAUUUCCAAUAGCUUAGCUUAUCACAAAUUUCGAGUCCUUGCCGAGGGAUUUAAGGAUAAGCUCAUGCGCCUUGGAUUUCCAAGCUUUACCUUGGAAGACUUUCAUGCAACUUUCAUAGAUGUGAUCAAUCGUGUUUGUCCAGAUACUCCAGGAGGCAUUCAACGAGCUAGACAUGAAUUGCAUUGCUUGUUCAACAAUCAGGGUUACUCAGAUUAUGUCAUUGUUUAUCUGCGUCUCAUAACAUCAGGUCAACUCCAGGCGGAUGCUGAAUUCUAUCAGCACUUUAUCGAAGGUAAUCUAUCCAUUGAGGAGUUUCGACACCAAGAGGUUGAACCGAUGUUCAAGGAAUCCGAUCACAUACACAUCAUUGCGUUGUGCGCAGCGUUGGGAGUCGGAGUGAGAGUUGAGUACCUCGAUCGGGGAGAAGGUGGAACGGUGAAAACUCAUGAUUUCCCCGAAGGAUGCCAGCCAAUGGUUUAUCUCAUUUACAGACCUUCACACUACGAUAUACUCUAUCCGAAGUGA
Molecule: messenger RNA, 930 nt
Organism: Drosophila albomicans
Lineage: Eukaryota; Metazoa; Arthropoda; Insecta; Diptera; Drosophilidae
Product: ubiquitin thioesterase otubain-like
Exons: 3
Coding region: 133-930 (265 amino acids)
Biological process (GO): protein K48-linked deubiquitination
Cellular component (GO): nucleus
Molecular function (GO): cysteine-type deubiquitinase activity; ubiquitin binding
Source: RefSeq, a predicted model, not a curated record